UUUCCAGAAGACUACUGCUAUGAUGAGCCUCAGUGUGAUCCUUAUGCAUGGGGAGACAUGUACCCGUCGUGUCACCCUUUGCUUGAAGAGCUCCACUCUCCCAUUAACCUGGACCACCAGAUGACCAGAAACCAGUCUCUGGAGUAUCUACAUCUGGAGGGCUUCGAUGAGAUCCAAACGGGCCACUGGACACUUAAAAACGAUGGACACUCUGUGGUGAUGGAGGUUGGCAGUGGCAUGUCAGUGAGCGGUGGAGGUCUUCCAGAUGUGUACCACACCGUCCAGCUGCACUUCCACUGGGGGGGCCCGGCCUCCAACGGAUCGGAGCACACGGUGGACGGACGCAGAUACCCGAUGGAGAUGCACAUAGUCAACAUGAAGUCCAUCCAUCCCAAUCUGACGGUGGCAUUAGACGAUCCAACAGGACUCGCUGUGCUUGGAUUCUUCAUUGAUGUUGUCUAUGCAGACAAUGUGCACUUUGGACUCAUAUCACAAAAGCUGUCGUCUGUCGCUUACAAAGGCCAGACGACUAAAAUCAAGCCGUUCCCGCUGAUGAACCUGCUGCCGAAGCACAACAUGAGUCAGUAUUACCGUUACUAUGGCAGCCUCACCACCCCCCCCUGCUCUCAGGUGGUGGUGUGGACUCUGUAUGAAGUCCCCGUCUACAUCUCAUGGUCCCAACUGGCUCAGUUUACCUCACAGAUCUUCUCCACAGAGGAGGAUGCAGAGCAGGUGACGCCUCUGCAGAGAAACUUCAGACACAUCCACUCCACCUUCGGACGCAAAGUGUCCGUGUCCAAAGAUGCCAAACUCCUCGCGGGGACGGCCGGGCUUCCCCUCAGCUCAGCUUUGUCUCUGCUUCAAAUCAUUUUGCUGGGAAGCUUCAUCAUCUCUGGACUCUAACGCAACUUAAGGGGAUUCAUAUUUUUGCCACUCAUUUUAGAUGAUGUUUAGAUGAAGUCUAGCAAAGAUUAUAUAUUUUAAAACACUGUGAAAAAAGUACUGUAAAUGUUGAUUUGUUACUAAAUGUAUUAUGAUUGUGCCCUCUCGUCUCUGCAGGGUUAGUGCAUUCAGAAAUGUGAAAAUGUUUUGUUACUAACUUGUUCAAAAUAAUGUGAACUGAGGAUUGAGUUGUGAUGUAAUGUAGCUUGAAAAAGCUUGAAAAAGAUGCAAUAUACGUGAUUAUAACAAUAUAAGUGUUAACAGUAAAAGAAAAAUAGAUGUAUUUAGUCAAAUAGAAUAGUAAGAUACAACACUAAGAGUCUAUGUCCAGCAUGCUAGUUAAUGUAUAGCAUGCUAACAUUUGCUUAUUCGCACUUCACACAAAGUGCAGCUGUGGCGCAUAGGAAGGUUAUUAUUUUUUCAAAUAUCAUAAAACAAAGGAAAACAUUUUAAAAAAUCAAUUAAAAAGUUGACCUGGUGCUAAAUGAAAAGUCUAAUAUUUAAAUGAAAAACAAAAAAGUCAACCUCAUGGUGGAGCUAGCAUGGCAAAAAGAAAAAAAGGGAAAUAAGCGGUAAUCAUAAAGAUGUGUUUUAAAGGAUCUUUCUGUUGUGUUGGCUGGAGGUAUUUUCAGAAUAGCCCUAGUGUAUGCAAAGUUCACUUACUGCAGCAAGCGUCUUCUAAAAUCCAUCUAUUUCCCUGACAGUCAUUACAGGAAAACCACAGGUGUAAUUAUUAAAACAAUAAGUGGUGAAAUCCAUUCAGCUUUACGUGUUGUAUUUUACAUGCUAAAUCACUUAUACCCACAAUCCAGUGGAGCAGAACCAUUUGUAAUGUCAUCAGUAACACCUGUGCUCUGUUGAAGAACACCAAGCUCAUUAAGUAAUGUGAAGCUAAUGCUAAUGAGCUGCAACUCCUGCAUUCGCCAUGCAAAAUCUUCUGUGUGUGUGUGCAGCAUUUGCAUAUUUGGAUCGACCAGCAUCAGUGUAAACCAGCAUCAUGUAGACAAGGAGAUCAGGAAUGCAAGAAAAAUAAUAAGAUAGU
Molecule: messenger RNA, 1984 nt
Organism: Trematomus bernacchii (emerald rockcod)
Lineage: Eukaryota; Metazoa; Chordata; Actinopteri; Perciformes; Nototheniidae
Gene: car15
Product: carbonic anhydrase 15
Exons: 7
Coding region: 58-903 (281 amino acids)
Cellular component (GO): plasma membrane
Molecular function (GO): carbonate dehydratase activity; zinc ion binding
Source: RefSeq, a predicted model, not a curated record